CUCCAUGCUUUAACGUGGGCUGUUUAGAUAGAAGGAACAGAUUGGAUUUGGGCUAUUUUCCUUGUUGAUGAAAUUAUAAUACAUCGAUUCAAUUAGCCGUAGUGUGUAGUUAAUUAACAUGGCGUUGUAUAGCAACGCAGCGGGUAUUCUUGAUAAAGUUGAACAGAAACGAGGAGCUGUAAAGACUUUGGUUUACGACAGCAAGUUUGAGAACAUCAAGCAGCUCUUUGCUCUGGUAUGCGAGACACAGAAGUAUUCAACAGUGUUACAGGAGAUCAUUGACACUACCAAGCUGAUCAAAGAAACCAAGCUCCGAAUCAAUCUCGCAAAGGUUCUUGUGUAUGAUCUGCUCUUUGGACAAGGCCUGAAAUGUGGGGGACAUUGGAAGACACUGAUGAUGAAGCAUCGAUCACGUCUCCAAGCUGCUCUGGCUAGGAUGAAGGUGAAAAAGAAGGUCAGCUGCAAUGAGGACCUCCUUCCUGCCAAUGUGAAGAAGGGAGAUGGAGAUCAACUUCCACGGUAUGUGCGAGUGAACACCCUGAAGACCACAGUGGAUGAUGUCAUUGACUAUAUGAAAAGAGAGGGCUUCUCCUAUCAGGGGCAUGCAAACGGGAUUCAGGAUUUGUGCAGGCUCUCUGACAAAGCAUUCAUCAGUGACCUUCACCUACCAAACCUACUGGUUUUCUCUGCAAAAACAGACUUCCAUGACCACUUUCUGUAUAAAGCUGGGCAUGUUAUUCUUCAAGACAAGGCUAGCUGUCUGCCAGCAUUUCUUCUCAACCCCCCUGCUGGGAGCCAUGUUAUUGAUGCCUGUGCUGCACCAGGGAACAAGACCAGCCACCUCGCUGCUCUCAUGAGCAACAAGGGGAAGCUAUUUGCCUUUGACCAUGAUGCCAAGCGCUUGUCCACCAUGAGCACCCUACUACUCAGAGCUGGAGUCACAUGUCAACAGUUGGCCAAUCAAGACUUUCUAAAGGUGGACCCACAGAGUGCAGAAUACAAAGAUGUGAAGUACAUUCUGUUGGAUCCUUCAUGCAGUGGAUCAGGAAUGGUAUGUCUGCGUGAUGGAGGCUCUGAGCUGCCAGAAGAGCAGGCUCAGGCAGAGGCGAAGGAAGCCAGUCGCCUACAGGCUCUGUCUGCGUUCCAGCAGCGUUGUCUGACCCACGCCCUUCAGUUCCCACGGGUGCAGCGUGUGGUCUACUCCACCUGCUCCAUACACACAGAGGAGAACGAACAGGUGGUCGCUGCCUGCCUUCAACAAAACCCUGCUUUCAGGCUGGUGAAGCUUUUCCCACAAUGGCCUGAGCGAGGACUGUCUCCGCACACACAGUGCCUGCGUGCCAGUAACACCAAGACUCUCACUCAUGGCUUCUUUGUUGCCAUGUUUGAACGACAAGCUCCUGGAAGUCAAGCCAUGAACCAGCAAAUUCUCCCUUCCCCAACGGUGGUUCCACCUGUUGGUGGUUCUCUCGAGGCAGAGGAGGAUGUUGAGGAGCUUUGUUCUCCAGAGGAAGAGCAGCAGAACUCUUCAGCGAAGAAGCGCAAGAGGAACCGGAAUAGGAACAGGAAGAAGCAGAAGACAACACAGUGACUGUUUUGAACUGCAGGACUGGCUGUGCAGUGAUCAUUUAUGGGCAUAUUUUAGGACUUAUGUACUUUCAAUGUUUAGAAGUGAUGAAAUGCGUCUGUAUGUUCCUGUUUAUAUGACACCAUAAAUAUGUUCUCUCUA
Molecule: messenger RNA, 1729 nt
Organism: Alosa alosa (allis shad)
Lineage: Eukaryota; Metazoa; Chordata; Actinopteri; Clupeiformes; Clupeidae
Gene: nsun5
Product: NOP2/Sun RNA methyltransferase 5
Exons: 10
Coding region: 119-1591 (490 amino acids)
Biological process (GO): rRNA base methylation
Cellular component (GO): nucleolus
Molecular function (GO): methyltransferase activity
Source: RefSeq, a predicted model, not a curated record